CUGUGAACAUAUGGUUACCAUUGCGUGAUCUAUUUGCAUAGCUCAGAUUUACUAUGAUUCAAUCAGAUUCAUCCCAUCCACAGCCUUCUCCACCUCGAAUAUUCUUCUGUUGUUGGGACUGGUGUCGACUCACCUUCUCAACCGUUGACGAACUUGCUUCUCAUGUCAGACAUAAUCACAUUUGGAAACUUCAGCCAAUGAGCAAAAAGGAAAUCGUGCUCAUGAGAAAGCAGGAUGCAGAUGAAGCUCGAAGCAUGUCUGAGCCGUCGGGCAGCUCGGUACCAGUGCACUUUCCCAACGGUGGAUUACAGUUAUCGAGUGCCGAUUCUACGGAACAAGUCUCGUCAUGCUCUGAGCCAUUCGACUCAUCACGAGCACCUCCAUCGCAAAUUCUGAGCCCAGGCCCUUUGAUGCCUCCUACCACCCAUACUUCUACUUCGUUCCCCCCGCCGGACACAACACCGCCACCUCCCGCAAUGCACGGUGUUGACCUGCAACAACCCUCUACUGCGCUGCAGGCCACACCUGCAAGGGGACGGAGAUUUCCAUCUUUUGCUCAGCUGUCAUCACCAGCUGACAUCUCGUCUAUUGCGUCUCUUCCGCGAUCACCAGACCUCAGCGCGCUCUCCCUCCGCCCUAAUCUUGCGGCUCAAAUCGAUUCCUUUGAUCGGCGACACAGUAGACUUAGCGAGAAUGCUCAGACACGCGCUAAUACCCGCCCUUUGCAACACUCUUUCUCUGACUCAUCAAGCUCGUCGCAAGAUGCAGUGGAGCGACAGCUCAUACGGGAGGAUAUAGCGGACGUUAGUGUCCAGAUCCAAGCACCAGAGGCGGUUCACAACGGUGCGGCAGAAGGUGCAGCAUUGUCUACCUCCGAGGAUCCAGCCACCAUCGUCGCGGACAUGGUUUUGGACAUCGCUGACGCUGAUCUCCAGUGGCCUGAAUCUGAACCCGAGCAAACUCCCGCUAGCCAGCCACGACAACUCUCUCCGCCGAUCGAGAGAGAGGAGGUUGAGCGCAUAGAAUGUCGCAGCUCUCCCUUUGUGUUCCAGAAUGACAGAGGAAGAUACUUCCGUUCUGGCACGCUCCAUAUUUCACCAUUGCCCAAAAGCACUGCACCAAAAUCAACAUUCGGGCCUUCCCAAUCGUCACAAGACUCUCAAGAGACUUCCAAUUCGGACUUUUCGCAGAAUUCUGCACAAUCACAUUCCCUAGUGCUUCAGACGCAAGCACCAUACCAGAGCCAGUCAAACGAGCUUUCACAAAGUUGAGGUGUAUCACGUGGUUUUGCGAAUAUUCUCAAUCUAGCGCUCACCUUGUUUUAACUCGAUAUAACAGUAGCUCGGAAUUGUGUCCACCACGAAAAGUUGUGCGUUGCAGUUCCAUUCCAUACAACACAGAACGGUACUGUAUCUGCGUUCGUAUACUAGAAAUAUAAUAUUGGUCUAGGCAGCUGAGGACAGUUGAACUAACUUAGGGUGAUGAUUAGAAUACAAGUGCAUACGACAUAAAUACUCUUGAGCAACCUGAUUCCAUCACA
Messenger RNA from Suillus clintonianus, 1540 nucleotides. RefSeq lists its product as uncharacterized. Bases 54 to 1271 code for a protein of 405 amino acids. The record is from RefSeq and is a predicted model, not a curated record. The transcript is spliced from 4 exons. NCBI's taxonomy places the organism in Eukaryota, Fungi, Basidiomycota, Agaricomycetes, Boletales, Suillaceae.